Centrocercus urophasianus (Greater sage-grouse) is the source of this 7965-nucleotide messenger RNA. It is a transcript of the gene ZC3H12C, whose product is annotated as zinc finger CCCH-type containing 12C. Lineage: Eukaryota; Metazoa; Chordata; Aves; Galliformes; Phasianidae. The transcript has 6 exons. Gene Ontology annotation, molecular function: RNA endonuclease activity; mRNA binding; metal ion binding. Gene Ontology annotation, cellular component: nucleus; cytoplasmic ribonucleoprotein granule. The record is from RefSeq and is a predicted model, not a curated record. Bases 1 to 2757 code for a protein of 918 amino acids.
AUGGGACGGAAAUUAAGGUUUCUACUAAGUCUGAGGCUGAGUCGGGUUGUGAUCUGUGACAAGGAGCUCUCCGGUCUCCGUUUCUCCAUCUGUAAAGACAAGAACAGUAAGGAAUACGGAGCGCUUUAUAUUCAGGAAUACAAGAAAAACAGCAAAGUGGAGUCAAGUACAUGCAGCAGCUUCAUGGGCUUGAAGGAUCAUCUAGGGCGUGACUUAGGCCAUCUUUAUGUGGCGAGCACUGGCACACAAAUAAAUGCAAUUGUACCUUGGUCAAUGGCGGAGAAGCCGACGAUGGAUAAGGUUAAUUCUAGGAAAGAGGAUGUAGACAAGGAGGCAUCUGAGGAGACUUCGGGAAGCUCCAGCUGUGACUCUGAAGAAGGCACAAAUUCUGAUAAUGAUUCAGAGAGACUGAAUAAUUCUGCAUCAGAAUCACAUUUAUUGCCUAAGACUCACCGACAGCUGUGCCGAUCUCCUUGUUUAGAGCCUCAUAUACUAAAAAGAAAUGAAAUUUUGCAAGACUUUCGGAUAGAAGAGGCUCAGACAGUACCGAAGGAAGUCGAAAAGCCCUCUGAUGUGGUGAAAGAAUAUCAAACCAAACUGGAGUUUGCACUUAAGUUGGGUUACUCUGAAGAGCAGGUUCAACUUGUACUAAAUAAACUUGGUACUGAUGCUUUAAUAAAUGAUAUAUUGGGAGAACUUGUCAAACUUGGGAAUAAAACUGAGACUGAUCAGUCUGUAACUAAUGCUAACACUAGUGUAAUGCGUGAAACGUCUUCCAUAGAGUCUCAGAGGUCAGAAUCUCCACUGCAGGAGGAUGUGACAGAGGAUGGUGACAACCUGAGGCCAGUAGUUAUCGAUGGCAGCAAUGUUGCAAUGAGCCAUGGGAACAAAGAAGUCUUUUCUUGUCGAGGGAUCAAAUUGGCAGUAGAUUGGUUUUUGGAAAGAGGCCACAAGGAUGUCACCGUAUUCGUGCCAGCGUGGAGGAAAGAACAGUCGAGACCUGAUGCCCUUAUCACAGAUCAAGAAAUCUUGCGUAAAUUGGAAAAAGAGAAGAUUCUUGUAUUCACACCAUCCCGCCGAGUGCAAGGGAGAAGGGUGGUGUGCUACGAUGACCGAUUUAUAGUGAAGCUGGCCUUUGAGUCAGAUGGCAUCAUUGUUUCUAAUGAUAACUACAGGGAUCUAGCAAAUGAAAAGCCUGAGUGGAAGAAGUUCAUAGAUGAACGCUUGCUAAUGUAUUCGUUUGUUAAUGACAAAUUUAUGCCUCCUGAUGAUCCUCUUGGCCGCCAUGGCCCAAGUCUGGAUAAUUUUCUUAGGAAGAAGCCUAUUGUGCCAGAACACAAGAAGCAGCCGUGUCCAUAUGGGAAGAAAUGUACCUAUGGACACAAAUGCAAAUACUAUCACCCAGAAAGGGGAAAUCAGCCUCAGCGAUCUGUAGCUGACGAACUUCGUGCCAUGUCUAGAAGUACAGCUGCCAAAACUACAAGUGAAGGAGGACUGGUAAAAAGCAAUAGUGUUCCCUGUAGCACUAAGAAUGACGGCACUUCUGAGCUGAAGCGUGCCACUCCGAAGAGGCAAUCGGAUCCUAGUAUAAGGACUCAAGUCUAUCAAGACUUGGAGGAAAAGCUUCCCACCAAAAACAAAUUAGAAACCAGGUCUGUACCUUCAUUAGUUAGUAUACCAAGCUCCUCUGCUGCAAAACCCCAAAGUACUGCACCUUUAACCAACGGCCUUCCAUCUGGAGUUCAUUUUCCACCUCAGGAUCAAAGACCACAGGGACAGUAUCCUACAGUGAUGAUGGCAACCAAAAAUCACGGAACACCAAUGCCUUACGACCAGUAUCCAAAAUGCGAGUCUCCAGUGGAUGUAGGGUAUUACUCCAUGCUGAAUGCAUAUUCAAGUCUGAGUAUAUCUGGUCCACGCAGUCCUGAAAGGCGCUUCUCCUUGGACACAGAUUACAGGAUUAGCUCUGUAGCUUCUGACUGCAGUAGUGAAGGGAGCGUCAGCUGUGGCAGCAGUGAUUCCUAUGUGGGUUACAGCGAUCGCUCGUACAUGAGCUCUCCUGACCCGCAGCUGGAGGAGAACUUGAAGUGCCAACAUAUGCACCCGCAUGGCCGCCUUAACUCUCAGCCAUUCCUACAGAGCUACCACGAGCCCCUAACACGAGUGCAAAGUUACAGUCACGAAGAACCAAAGCAUCACCACAAACCUCCAAUUCCGUAUAUGGCUGUGCAUUUCCAGCAUCCAACCAUCGGUGCUCGUUCUAGUUGUCCAAAUGACUACUCUGCAUCUCAGAGUUCGUCGCACUCAAAGACCGUGCACAUGGGGAGAGCCCUUGUGUCCACGAGGAUAGAUAGCAUUUCAGACUCACGUUUGUACGAUAAUUCUCCGUUGAGACACAGAAAGCCUUUUGCUGGCCAAGAUGGGCUGGGAAGCUGGGACAGGCAGGGCUAUGGGAUGGAUGCCUACGGCUACCGUCAGACCUACUCUCUGCCCAGCAACCCCACACAGCCGUGUUACGAGCAGUUUGCCUUCCAAAGCUUACCGGAGCAGCAGGACCCGACGUGGCGUGUACCGUACUGUGGAAUCCCUCAAGACCCCCCGAGGCACCAAGACACCAGGGAGAAGGUGUACAUCAACCUGUGCAACAUCUUCCCCCCCGACCUCGUGAGGAUUGUCAUGAAGAAGAACCCUCACGUGACAGACGCUCAGCAGCUCGCCGCAGCCAUCUUAGUGGAGAAAUCUCAGCUAGGUUAUUGAGAUGAUGCAUCUUUGUGGUGUCCAGUAGUUUUCAGCUCAGCUCUAACGCUGAGGGAGGUUUGCUACAAUAGCAUUUGGGAUCUCCUUCUCAGCAAGGAGGUUAUAUAGUAAUCCAUUUAUGUGAAAUACUGUAAUACGGAGUCUGUAUGUAGAGCCCCAUGCAUCAGAGUACCCGAUAUGUUUUGUGUUCUAGUUUGAAAAUUUUUUAAAGGCUAUUUUCAUGUCUGGAGAAAGCUCCAGUUUAAAUUAAUAUAUAGAGAGAUAUAUAUACAAAAAUCUGUGGUCUCUGGUUAUAAUCUUUGGUGCAUCAGGGGUUUAUAUGCAGCACUUUCUAUCCUUGUUACAUGUUGUUGCGAUUUUGGGAUUUGUUUUUUAACUUGCUGGAUGUUCGUCCUGCACGGUGUUAAAACAACCUGCAGAGAGAGGGUUUUGCUACGUCCAGCAGACAAUUUUCAAGCCAAGUUUUUGAACUUUUUACAACACCGUGUUUGUUUGUUUGUGGGCUUUUUUGUGUGUGUGCUAUAAUCUAUUUAUAGGAAACAAAGAUUUACUACAGCACUGACUUUAUUUUUUAAACAGAUGAUUGAGUUACCACGAACGGUGAGAUGGGUAACCUUAUAUUAGUAAUUUAUAGCAUGGCACUUUUCACUGCUUCCUUUGUUUUGUUUAAAUAGUUACAUGUUCUGUUGAUGCAGUUGAUUGGUAAGAUCAAAUGCAAUCAGAGGAAAAUUACUUUUUUUUUUUUUCUUUUUUUUCUUUUUUUUUUUUUUUUACUAAUUUAUGGCUAAGGUGAAAGCCUUAUUGCUUGGUUUUCAAAGGUGCUGAGAAUUUGCAGCCCCUUUGAGCCCAGCAGAGACUGCCAACACUCGGUACCUCCAAGAAACAGGCCGCCUUGCUUCCAUCCCCACGUGCUGUUCCGGGUCAGUAGAAAGGGGCCUGACUUGCUAGGGUUCUGUUUAGAUGUUUCACGUGUCUUUCUUUGUAUUGCUGCACAAGUGUACCGGAUAAAAUACGUUUUUCAUAAAAUAUUUACCCGUUUUUAAAUGAAUUUAAUUAUCUCAAUGCAAGUUUUGUAUUUAAGACACUGUUUGAUUUUACUUGUUAUUUAUCAAGGCUGGCCUGGAAGGGUUUGUGUGUUGAGGAUAUGCAACAUUUAUUAACUGCACUAUGGUGACGAUAUUGUAGCUCAAAAGAACAAGUGAAACUUUUUGUCUUUGUGUUGCAGAUGGGAGGGAGGGCUGGGAAGAAGGGGCUGUGUGUGUUCCUGGCAUCAGUUCCUGGCCUGCUGCGUCGCGGAGCCAAUGCUUGCCACAGGUAGCGUAGUCUUAGCAGCAGACCGAGUGAGUCUGCUCUAGUACUAGUAAGGGAUAUUUCUGGUUUUAAGUCAUGGGUUUUACUAGCACCUCUAAGCUUUUAUAUAUAUAUACAUCUAUAUAUAUAAAAUAGAAAUAGAUUUUGCAAUUGAUGUCGGUUGUACUUACAUGACAUAGUCAGUUGCCUACAGUUUUAGGUUUCCCUCCAUUGUAACAUUUUUUCAGUGUUAACAAACCACUGGUUUACACAAUUACUGCUGAUCAUUUUGGUACACUUGCUGGAAUGUAAAGGCCCUGAAGAACCAGAAAGUACCUUUUACUGUUGAUACAAAUUGUAUCUUUUUAACUGAGAACUAUUUUGAUUUGUAGAUUUAGUAGAAACACAAACGUAUGGCUACAGGCUUUUGGGCAACAUUUUAUCUCUUAUUGAAAAAAUAGAGAUUUCAGAUGUAGAAUAGAUUUAGGCGAGUAAAAAUAGUUAUUUGUUGAGGUGUCUGUCUCAAUUUCACAUAUUUAAAAAAAAAAAAGAAAAGAAACUAAAGAAACUAUUGGCAUCUUCUUCCUCCUAAAAUCUUCAUAGUGUGAACUCACUAAAAUAAAGGUAAAAUGCUGCCUGAAAAUGAUGUCCAAGCACCUUUGAAUACGAAGACAUUUUCACUACUCGUGCGACACCGUGUGUGGCAGUGAGUAGGAUUUGGGUAUACAGUAAAUGCUUCUGAAGAGCAUUGUGCUUAUAGACAUAUCCAAUAAUCUGAACCGUGUUCAGCAAACUAUUUCAGGAAGUAGUGCUCCAGAUGGCUCUUACUGCUGAUUUGGUGUGGGACCUGCGUUUGCCUGUCCGUGGGACGGCGCAGGAGCUGUCUGUCCGGCUGUAGCCUUCCCCUCGCUUUGGUUGGUGGCUGCCUGCAGGCGUUGCUGGAGCGCAGGGGCUGACGUAGUGCUGAUGCUGAGGUUUGCAGAGGUCGGUGGGUCUCACCUGGGUUGCACACCUAAGAUUUUUUGAAUGGAAUGACACGUCAGUACUACACCAUAGUGUAGAUGCAGCUGUUUUAACAAUGCAGCUAUUGUACCUGUGUUUUUAAUGAGUUUCUAUGUUUAUUUAUUAUGUAGGGAUUUGCUUCUGCCAAAAGCUGAAUUCCUUGAACGCGAACAGCAACGUGUGUUUGUAGUAGAAGCGUUUCAUCUCCCCUGUCCCAUGAACAUCAGAACACCCUGUGCUGUGUGCCCAGGGCCCUCUGGCCUCCAGGCUUCACAUCGUACUGCUGAAGCCAACAGGAGACACGCUGUGGUGCCCGGAUCUCGGAUGCCUCCACAGAUUUAAUGCAGCACUGAACCCCUGCGAGUGUGUUGGUUGGUAGAAAAUUCCCAUUGUACGUUCUGUGCUUGGUGCCGAAGCACUAAAAACACUUUGAAAGUGUAAGAACAGGAGUUACGUGGUGAUUAUUGAUGUUGUGCAAUGAGGUGCUGGUUCCCUUUAGACGCUCUUACGUUGGGUGAACAAAAUGAGUGGGGGACAAACGGUAGGGCUUGGUUCUUCCUUUGUUGUAGUUGUGAGUAUUGGAGGAAGAGGGGCAGACCGAUCUGUACAGGGAGCAGUACCAGCAGUAUGUGGGGAGGAGUGGUACUGGGCAGGUGGUACUGCUGGCUACGGAAUUGCACUGAUGCAAACAGCUGGGCUUAAAUGGUAAGGGGUAUCUUGUCAAUAUUGUCUUCACUGCAAGCGCUGCAGUUACAGAGGAGAACCUUCAGGUUAGCUCCAUCCCACCACUUCCCUUCCCUCGGCAUCGAGAGCUGUUGGGGUGCUUCGCAGAAGCUGUGUGUGCAAGCAGGACCUGAGCCAUGAGAGCAGUUCUCUUGUCACAGUGUGCAGAUGCACCGUGUUUGGGUGCACGUCGAUGUCAGGCGUCCGCUCCGCUGUUCUCUAUGCAAGGGCUGUUGUCAGUAUUUAGAGUUCUUAAAUGCAUCCUGUGGGCACCUGACUUUGAGCUCGGGCUGCCCGGGAUGUGAUGGUAUUAAUCGCUACGAUGUCUUUCUACAAACACCUUUAAAUGUUUCAUUUUCAAUACCUUGCCCUUGCUUGCCAACUGCUGCUAAUGGCUGGACGUAAGACCACGUCCCUGCAGGAGCCGUGUUUUCUCUGCUAUGUCUGAACUAUAACUCGGUCCUCUGCUGCAAACUGCUGUGGGGAGAGCCGGCAGCGUGCUGCAUGCAUGCAGCACCCCAGAAAGGAGAGCCAGCCUGGUGACACCCGCGGCCUUUGGACUCUUGUUGAAUCAUCCCAUCUUCUGCUGGGAAAGUGGCAGCGAAUGGGAGCUGCCAUAAAGUACCAAACCUGUGUGUGCACACAGAGCACCUCACAGGGCCCGGGCACCACGGCAGGGUGAGGGGUGUGUGACGGGGCCGGGCUGGUGCUGCUGGCUGCAGCGUGGUACGAUGCUUUCCUGCUGUCUGGAGCAUUUAGAAAAUACCCAACUGACUUUGCAUUGCUACUGAAAAUUUAAAAUACUGUGCAAUUAAAAAGACCGUUUUUUUAAUAAAAAGUAAUGUAGAAAUUAUUUAUUUUGAUUUACAGUGUGACUCUUGCUAAUUUAUUUCUUGCUUUGAAGGCCACGGAGGAGUGUAUCUGUGAUUUAGUGUAGGAGCUUAAGCUGCUGAAAUGAAGGUAACAACAGAUUAAAGCUUAAAACGAAAUCCUGUGGCCUUGUUUUGUUGUUUUUUAUUGUUUGUUUGUUUUUACAAAAGGGCUGAGGUUUUAUAAGCGUCAAGUCAUGCCUUUUAUACACUCUGUAAAUUAUCAAGGGGGUAGGAUUUAAGAAUUUUCUUUGAACUUCAGUAUAUAUGUGCACACCGUUUAGACUCACCGUGUAACCAGUGUGAAAAUCGUCAGUGUGAGGUGGUUGUUCCAGCUGGCCUCGUGGUGGGGAACGGGAGGGACGUUCAGAUUCUGUGUGUGGAUGUUCCACAGCGCACUGCCCAUAGUCACAGCUAUCUUAAGGCUUCAUCAGGAGCUGGUGUCUCGCAGCCUGAUCCCACGUGCAGUGUCUCUACAUGCGUGGAUCAUACUGGUGUCUGUGUGUGAUGGGGUUUGCUUUGGUACAAGGCAGUGAGAUACAUGGGAGCUGUCGAUAAAGGCAUUGUUGGUACGUUGAGUUGUUCAUAGUUGGGAGCAUGCUGUAAAUCAUUCUCCACCUCCCAUUUCCAGGUCUUAAAGGCUUGGUGUAACUUACACUUGAACUGAUUGUUACUCUGUCUGUCCUUGCACCUCUAAAGGGGAAAUGACAGCAAUAGUUCUCUUCCCCUCUCAGAUCUAAUAGCCACAUGAGGAGCUGGAAGCAUGCAGAAACCAAAUCUAUUCCUUGGCAUCUCAGCACAUUCAUCCUCACUGUUUCACUGGUGUAACAGUCUACGCCUUCUAAAGGCAAACCUCUGUUUUUGUAGGAUGAAUUAUUUUGUUAUUCUUCAGUGAAGUCUGAUUUAAAAGGUUAGGUUGGCUGGUUGGUUGUUUCUUAUUUAUGUGAAUGACACUCUUAAUCAUUCUGGUAUUUAAGAAAUGUUGUGUCAGCACAUUAUGGAACAUUGUGCAAGGAAAUAGAAACACAGCUACGGCAGCAAUAAUUACGUUCAGCAGUUCCUUUUCCCUCAUUAUCCCUGUGCUUGUAUUGAGUAGGUGAAGUUUUCCACAAUUCUAAAGGCUGUUCUGGCAAAGCCAUUAGUUAAGAGUAGUGUUGGGACUAAUUGGUAAAGCAAUUGUCAAAUGCUCUUCGUUCCUUCACUGGUUGUUCUGUGUCAUUUCUGUGAUGUGACUACUCCCAUCCUAAAGCCACCAUCUAAACCAUUCCAAAAACAUGUAUCUGGAUUCUGCUUUUAGAGAAAAAAUAAAGAUUCGUUUUCCUCA